AUGUGGCUUUUGCUUAAAAGCACUCAUACAACUUUACAAUUAAAUAAUACAUGCCUAAUACGGAAAAUUCUGAAGAUACCGGUUAAAAUCGACGAUUUAUUGCAUCAAGUUUAUCAAGAUCCGGAUGAAUUGAAUGAAUAUAGCAAAGUUCUAAGCUUUGAAAAGAAGGCUUUAUAUGACUUGAGCCUGCUUAAUCCAAACAAGAGGGCAUUUGUUGAAUUUAAGUUUGGCCCUAACCUGAAGCUAUUUCAUAGUAAAAAGGUUAUUUUCACAGAUAGAAAUAAUGAUUUCUAUGAACCAAUCAGUCUCGCUGGAGGUAGGUUCUUAGAACUACUUGAAAAAAGAUAUAAGAUAAUGAAAAAUACUAGAAAAGAAUUCUUGAGAAAUCUCUUGCGACUCGAAUAUUUAGGGAAGUACACUCUUAAACAGGAAGCGUUCCAAAUUUUUGCAUUAAUAGACCUUGAAAGCAGCCAGAGAUGUUUUAUGCGAUUCAUUUCUUUAAUAAAUCAUGAACUAAGAAAGUCGAAGAAAUACCGACCCACAUUUUAUUUGGAGGCUGACGAUGAGGGUGUUUUCAGCUAUGAAAAUAGGGUUGUUACUUCCAGACUAGCAGGCAAUAACAAAAUUAAACAGAUUCAUCCCUUCUAUCUUUAUUUAGGGUUAAGAUAUGUAGAGGAUUCGAACACCAAUGUGAACUUUAUAUUAAAGGUGAUGAAGGACCUAGGCUAUCUCUCUGAGGAUGAAGAUUUUACUGACGCCCUUGCGAUAAAGUCCUUGAGUAAAAAGGUAUCGAAAUACAUAUCUAAUGACGUCAAAUUAAACGAAGAUAUACUAGUUCGUACCUCCCGACCGAGGCUUUUACCUUAUAAAGAUACCAGAUUACCGCCAUUACCAUUACUUAAAAGACCACUGGAAACCACUUUGAUAUUGAAAUUAGCAUUUUUACACCCAUAUUCACGUUUAGUAGAGCCGAAGUAUAGAGGUAGUUUGAAUCGCAUGGCCAAGAGUUUAGAUGCAUUCGGAGACAUCAUCUUAAAAAGAAUAUCGUUUGAUUUUUUUCAUAAAAUCCUAUUUAAAGAGGUCAAUUACGUUAGUCUUUUGAGCGAUCAUCUAUUUUUGAAUUCAAAUUCGCUUUUUGGGAGACUUGCCAAAAUAUAUGGCUUUGAUAGGGGCAUAAAAAACGAAGGGUUCCAUGAAGAACUCAUCCAAAAUAUGAAUAAAGACCUAUUGUAUAAUUCUUCCAAAACAUUCGACGAGUUGCUCGGUGAUUUGUUCGAGAAGUUUGUUGCAAUCAUGUAUCUAGACGAUCCGAAGGCAUGCGAGAAAUGGCUACACCAAAUCUUCCAGUCUAUCUACGAUACAUUGAUAAUAGACAAGUACGACGGCAAGCAAUUAAAUAAGGCUUACUUCGAGUACUAUUUUAAAUCUGCAUCCACGAAUAAAAAUUAA
Messenger RNA from Priceomyces carsonii, 1449 nucleotides. RefSeq lists its product as uncharacterized. The transcript has a single exon. Gene Ontology annotation, biological process: RNA processing. Lineage: Eukaryota; Fungi; Ascomycota; Pichiomycetes; Serinales; Debaryomycetaceae. The coding region runs from base 1 to 1449 and encodes 482 amino acids. The record is from RefSeq and is a predicted model, not a curated record. Gene Ontology annotation, molecular function: ribonuclease III activity.